Phycodurus eques (leafy seadragon) is the source of this 6061-nucleotide messenger RNA. RefSeq names its product glutamate receptor, ionotropic, N-methyl D-aspartate 2B, genome duplicate b (gene grin2bb). The coding region runs from base 72 to 5336 and encodes 1754 amino acids. NCBI's taxonomy places the organism in Eukaryota, Metazoa, Chordata, Actinopteri, Syngnathiformes, Syngnathidae. Gene Ontology annotation, molecular function: NMDA glutamate receptor activity; transmitter-gated monoatomic ion channel activity involved in regulation of postsynaptic membrane potential. The transcript has 15 exons. Gene Ontology annotation, cellular component: plasma membrane; postsynaptic density membrane; postsynaptic membrane. Gene Ontology annotation, biological process: monoatomic ion transport; excitatory postsynaptic potential; synaptic transmission, glutamatergic. The record is from RefSeq and is a predicted model, not a curated record.
GAGGAGGAGUCGAAUCCCAGCUCACUCCAUCAUGCCAGUUGUGAAGAGCCGAGAGGAGAUCCGGGCUGGCGAUGUUCAAGGGACGGCAUUUACACUCCUCCGCAAUGCUUGUCAGCCUCCACCCGUCUCCCACCUGCCCUCCGGUCACGCACCUUCUCUCCUCCUCGUCCUCCCGCCCCCGUCGUCCUCCCGCCGCGCCCCUAAAACAGACGUCGCGCCACCCGAAUGCUCGGCCACGGCUGCUCCCGCUCUUCCUCGUCCUCGUUCUGCUCCUGCGGCCCGUCCGCGGGGCUCGGGGCAGGGGGGGCGGUCCAGGUUCGGGACCGGUGGGUGGCCCAGGGGGGCAGGGUGGCCCGAGGGGAGGCGGCACCCAGCGCGGCGGCGUCAUCCCCCCUCAGUACUCCCCCGGGCCACAGGUUCUUCCCCCGAUCAACCCCAAACUCAUCAGCUCCCUCAGCAUCGCCGUCAUCUUGGUAGGGAACUCUAGUGAAGUGGCCCUGGGAGCGGGACUCGAGAAAGAGGACUUCCUGCACAUCCCCUACCCCCCGAAGGUGGAGGUGGUCACCAUGAACGAGACCGAUCCAAAGAGCAUCAUCAAUCGGAUCUGUACGCAGAUGUCGAGGAACUCUCUGCAGGGCGUCGUUUUUGGCGACGCCACGGACCAGGAGGCCAUCGCUCAGAUCCUGGACUUCAUCUCGGCCCAGACUCACAUCCCCGUUCUGGGCAUCCGCGGAGGCUCUUCCAUGGUCAUGGCGGCCAAGGACGACAACUCCAUGUUUUUCCAGUUCGGGCCAUCGAUCGAGCAGCAGGCCUCGGUCAUGUUGAAUAUCAUGGAGGAGUAUGACUGGUACAUCUUCUCCAUCGUCACCACAUACUACCCGGGCUACCAGGACUUUGUCAAUAAGGUCCGCAGCACCAUCGACAAUAGCUUUGUGGGCUGGGAGCUGGAGGAAGUCCUACUGCUGGACAUGUCAGUGGACGACGGCGACUCCAAAAUCCAGAACCAGCUGAAGAAACUGCAGAGUCCGGUCAUCCUGCUCUACUGCACCAAGGAGGAGGCCAGCACCAUCUUCGAGGUGGCUCAUUCUGUGGGGCUCACCGGUUACGGCUUCACGUGGAUCGUUCCCUCGUUGGUGGCCGGAGACGCGGACCACGUGCCCGCUGUUUUCCCGACGGGGCUGAUCUCGGUGUCGUACGACGAGUGGGAUUACAACAUUGAGGCCAGGGUGCGUGACGCAGUCGCCGUCAUUGCCACGGCGACCUCCACCAUGAUCCUGGAUCGGGGGCCUCACACCCUGAUGAAAUCCAGCUGCUUCGGAACACCUGACAAGAAGAACACCAACACUGGCCACUCCAAGGAAAUACUCAGGUACAUCAUGAAUGUGACGUUUGAAGGGCGGAACCUGUCGUUCAGCGAAGAGGGCCACCAGAUUUUCCCCAAACUGGUCAUCAUCCUGCUGGACAAGGACAGACAGUGGGACAGGGUGGGCAAGUGGGAGAAUGGCUCUCUGUCCAUGAAGUACCACGUGUGGCCUCGCUUCGAGCUGUACUCGGCGGCGGAGGAGCACGAGGACCACCUGUCCAUCGUCACGCUGGAGGAGGCGCCUUUUGUCAUCGUGGAGGACGUGGACCCGCUGAGCGGCACCUGCAUGAGGAACACCGUGCCUUGUCGGAAACAACUCAAACUCAGCAACCAGACACGCGAUUCGGGCAUCUACAUCAAGCGCUGCUGCAAAGGUUUUUGCAUCGACAUUCUGAAGAAGAUCGCCAAGGCGGUCAAGUUCACCUACGACCUCUACCUGGUCACUAACGGUAAACACGGCAAGAAGGUGAACGGGACGUGGAAUGGCAUGGUUGGAGAGGUGGUGCUUAAGAACGCUCACAUGGCGGUGGGCUCGCUCACAAUCAACGAGGAGAGGUCAGAGGUCAUCGACUUUUCCGUGCCGUUCAUCGAGACGGGAAUUAGCGUGAUGGUUUCCCGUAGCAACGGCACCGUGUCACCUUCUGCCUUCUUAGAGCCCUUCAGCGCUGACGUGUGGGUGAUGAUGUUUGUGAUGCUGCUGAUCGUGUCCGCCGUGGCCGUGUUUGUGUUCGAGUACGUCAGCCCGGUGGGUUACAAUCGCUGCCUGGCAGACGGCAGAGAGCCCGGCGGACCCUCCUUCACCAUCGGAAAGGCCAUCUGGCUGCUUUGGGGUCUGGUGUUCAACAACUCCGUUCCGGUGCAGAAUCCCAAAGGUACCACCAGUAAGAUCAUGGUGUCAGUGUGGGCCUUUUUCGCCGUCAUCUUCCUGGCUUCCUACACUGCCAACCUGGCAGCCUUCAUGAUCCAGGAGGAGUAUGUGGACCAGGUGUCGGGACUGUCAGACAAAAAGUUCCAGAAGCCUAACGAGUUCUCGCCGCCGUUCCGCUUUGGCACCGUGCCCAACGGGAGCACAGAGCGCAACAUCCGCAACAACUACCGGGACAUGCACAGCUACAUGACCAGCUUCCACCAGAAAAACGUGGACGAGGCCCUGUACAGUCUCAAGAACGGCAAACUGGACGCCUUCAUCUACGACGCGGCAGUGCUCAACUACAUGGCGGGACGGGAUGAGGGCUGCAAGCUGGUCACUAUUGGCAGCGGCAAGGUGUUUGCCUCCACUGGUUACGGCAUCGCCAUCCAGAAAGACUCGGGCUGGAAACGAGCUGUGGACCUUGCCAUCCUCAUGCUCUUUGGGGACGGUGACAUGGAGGAGUUUGAGGCUUUGUGGCUGACAGGUAUCUGCCACAAUGAGAAGAACGAGGUUAUGAGCAGUCAGCUGGAUGUGGACAACAUGGCGGGGGUCUUCUACAUGCUCGGGGCUGCCAUGAUUCUGUCACUUAUCACCUUCAUCUGUGAACAUUUGUUCUACUGGCAGCUGCGCUUCUGCUUCAUGGGCGUGUGUUCCGGAAAGCCCGGGGUCACCUUCUCCAUUAGCAGGGGUAUCUACAGCUGCAUACACGGAGUACAAAUUGAGGAAAACAAAUCCACCCUCGACUCACCUUCAUCCACCAUCAAGAAGAACAUGAACAACACUCACUCGAACAUCUUGCGGCUGCUCCGCACUGCCAAAGACAUGACUGCAGUGCCGGGCAUUAACGGCUCGCCACACGCGGCCCUGGAAUACAACCACGGCGGCCGCGAUUCAGCCAUCUAUGACAUUCAGGAGCACCGGCGCAGCCUCGUAGGGCACCCUGCAGACUGCAAGUCAGCACCGCCUUACAUCCAAGAGGACAACAUGUUCACGGACUACAUCGGCGAGGUGGAGAGGACUUUUGGGAACUUGCCCCUGAAGGACAACAACUUGUACCAGGACCAUUACCGGCACCACCACCCAGUCUCGGCUUUGGGUAUGUCCGGCCCCCCGCCUAAUAGGCCGCGUAGCUUAGGCAGUGCUAGCUCAUUGGAAGGGGGCAUGUUCGAUUGUGAAAGUUUAGGGGGAGGAGUAGCACCCAUCUUCACCACUCAGCCCCGCCCCUCCAUGACUCACAGGAAUACCAAUAAGUUUGACCUGAUUGCGGGUCACCCCCCCGCGGAUUCCAACCAAGUCGGCUUCAAGGGAAGCGAUGUGUACGGGAGGUUUUCGUUCAAAGGAGGCGCAUCCAGCACAGGGCUCAUCGGGGAUCAUGAGAGGUACUGCGGGGGAGGCGGAGGCGGGGGAGGCUCAGGAGGGGACGACGGAAACGUUCGCUCCGACGUGUCGGAUAUCUCCACUCACACCGUCACCUACGGCAACCUGGAGGGCAACGCCAAGCGGCAUAAGCAGUACAGGGACAGCCUGAAAAAGAGGCCAGCCUCUGCCAAGUGCAGACGGGAGCAGGACGAGAUAGAGCUGAGCGGCUUCAGGAGGAGACCCCACCACCACACCGUCCACCACCACUUCCCUCACGGGCACCUGGCACACCGCACCAUCUCACCUCCCCUGGAGCGGAAGCGAGGAGGGGGUAACGCUUCACCUUACUUAUUCCGCAAAGACAAAGAGAACUUGAGGGAGUUCUAUGCGGACCAAUUCCGCUCUAAGGAGGGCAAGUGGGAGCAAGAGGGUGGAAGUGGAGGAAGUGGCGUGGGCGUCGGUAGCGGUGGUGGUAUCUGUAAGAGCUUAGUUCCUGUCGAAGACUUUCUUAAAGGAAAACUCAAGAAGCAGGAGUCCAAAGGUGGGCUGGGCUCGGUGUCGGCAGGUCAGCAGGCCCACACCUGCUGGGAAAAGGGCCUUUCCGGACUGGGAGGAGGCGGCAUCGCCGGAGGUGACUGGGAGUGUCGUAACUGCCACAGUGUGUGUCACCAUGGUGGAGGCGUAGGGGGCUCGUGCCCAGCUAGUGGAAUUGGGGGGAGCGGUAUUCGCCCCAGCUCCGCCAGCUGCAAGCGCUGCGACUCGUGUAAGAUUCAGCCGAGCAAUCUGUACAACAUCAGCGAGGAUAACAACGUUGUGUUUGCUGCGGGGAAGAGUAACAUGGGAGCAGGCCACACGCCGACUCAGAGCAGGAAGCUAGGGCCAGGUGGGCGGGUCUUACGGAGGCAGCAUUCUUAUGACACAUUUGUAGACCUGCAGAGGGAGGGUUCAGGUCGCAUGGGAGUGGGCGGCGGGGGCCAGUUUGCCCAGCCCCGAAGUGUGAGCCUUAAAGACAAAGACCGCUACAUGGAGGGCCCCAGCCCUUAUGCUCAGAUGUUUGAGAGGUACGCAGGAGAAAGAGAUGCUUCCAUGUUUGCAGGAAUAGGCGGAGACAGGGCUAAAGGGGGCUCCUCCUUUAGUUUAUUUCGCGGAGGCGAAGGUGGGUUGCAUCGGCGCUCUGUGGGCGAGAGAGACCUGAGAGACAGGGACAGGGCUAUGAGGGGAGGUGGGAGCGGUGGUGGUGAUGGUGGUGGUGGUGGUGGUGGUGGCAGAGACGCCGGGACUUACUCCUUGUCUAAAUCUCUCUACCCAGAUAAGGUGAACCAGAACCCCUUCGUCCCAACCUUCGGCGAUGACCAGUGUCUUUUACACGGUGCCAACCCCUACUACGUCAAAAAGCCGCAGACGCAGCAACAGCAGCAGCAGCUACUCAACAACAGCCGAGGAGGAGGGGACUUCAGGGGCUCCACGGGGGCGGCUUCUUAUUUGCCUGCUUCGGCCACAGCCGGGGUGAUGUCCAAUGUAGCCCCCAGGUUCCCCAAAGAUCUGUGUCUGGGCGGGGUGGGCGGUCCCAUGGGCAACCACCUCGGAGCCAACAAGCUCAUGCCCGGGGGCCGCGACACGUUAGGUUUGGGGCAAAGACCCUUCCACGGUGCCAGCAACGGACACGUCUACGAAAAGCUCUCCAGCAUAGAGUCGGACGUCUGAGGGGAGAAGAGAAGCGGCAAAGGGGCUGAAGAUUGAUGGGAAAUCCCCCCCAAAAAUCUACACAGUGCAACGUCCUCUUUGUGAGUAGAGAAGCUGAAGACGCGAGUGGGUUUCGUUGUCACGCCACUAAACGCAACAAUCUGGACCGUGCGCAGCAGCAGGUCAAAGCCAAAGUGCGGACGGCAAGUUGUAAACGACAACUGGAGAGGAUUGUGGUGCUGGGAAGGAGGUAGGGCUAGACAGAUGGAGGAGGGGGGGUGUGCCCUGCUCGCUUUAGAAGCUCCUUGUUCCAAAACACCAAUUUUCGUUCACAACGGUAUUACAAUCAUGAAUGAGAAAUCAACACUGCUGAAGUAACAGGGUAAAUUAACAAUAAUUGUACCAAUAGUGUUAAUAUUAUUACUGAAUAUUACUCAAGUGUUUCAAGAUGAUUGGUUUGUUUUCCAAUUUGAUUUCUUCAAGUAGUGUUCGUAUGAUGUUGAUUGUUUCUUAGCUUACCAACUUCACAGGAGACUUGUGGACCACUUUGAAUAUUUUGGGGGCUCCUGUCAUUUUGGAUUCUUCUUUGCAAUGAAUUAUUUCUUCAUAUUUGAUUGAUUGGUUGAUUUAUUUACUUUUUCAAGAUUUAUGAGUAUUGUGACGUGUAUGUGACCAAAAGGCAUGACGUGCUGAGUACAAUGUACUUAUUGGUUUACAUUUUUCAAAGGUCUUUUUUUCAGCUGUUA